Molecule: messenger RNA, 884 nt
Organism: Loxodonta africana (African savanna elephant)
Lineage: Eukaryota; Metazoa; Chordata; Mammalia; Proboscidea; Elephantidae
Gene: CDC26
Product: cell division cycle 26
Exons: 4
Coding region: 270-527 (85 amino acids)
Biological process (GO): regulation of mitotic cell cycle; anaphase-promoting complex-dependent catabolic process; protein K11-linked ubiquitination
Cellular component (GO): anaphase-promoting complex
Source: RefSeq, a predicted model, not a curated record
CGAGUAAACCACGCGGGAGACAAGAGUCUGCAGAGAGAGUCUCAGAGAAGUCUGGGAAGUGUAGUCCACUCGUUUUAGCGGUAGAUUGGUGAUGGGCGCUAAGGUUCCGGGAAGGGGCUGAGCUGAGCAGGCUUGAAAGGAGACUGUGUCCUUUAACUCUGUAGCUGAAACACAAGAAGCGUUCACUGAAUAAAUGACUUAUCCAUUCAGACUCUGAGGAUAAUCCUGUGAACUGUUUACUAGGUCUGGCCCUUGGUGUUGAUUUCAUUAUGCUUCGACGAAAACCAACCCGCCUGGAGCUGAAGCUUGAUGACAUUGAGGAGUUUGAGAGCAUUCGAAAGGACCUGGAGACCCGUAAGAAACAAAAGGAAGAUGUGGAAGUUGUGGGAGGAAGUGAUGGAGAAGGAGCCAUUGGGCUUAGCAGUGACCCCAAGAGCCGAGAACAAAUGAUUAAUGAUCGAAUUGGUUAUAAACCCCAACCCAAGCCGAACAAUCGUUCGUCUCAAUUUGGAAGUUUUGAGUUUUAGAGGUAGACAUGAAUUUUGCAUGCCAGAACCCUGGAACAGAGUAAAGUGAUGACAGAAGUACAAACAAACCAAGAAACCAAAUCAGUUGAACAAGAUUUAGAGAAUUGAGUCCUUGAUCAAGCAAAAAUGUUUACCUCUUACAGUGAGGAAUACUUAUUUGUGAGUUAUGUUUAACUUUUACUUUAAGCCAGAAUCCAAACUCUGGUUUGUCUCUGGAAAAUUUGACUCUAUAAAUUAUAAUUUGUCUGAUUUUUGUUUUUUAAAAUAAAUAUAUUUUUGGAAAAAUGAGAUGCGCUUAAUGAAGUAGAAUGGUACUGUUAACUCCCAGAUUUUAAAAGGUAAUUGCAUAAGAGGUAA